This is a messenger RNA of Helianthus annuus (common sunflower), 1079 nucleotides long. Its product is annotated as 26S proteasome non-ATPase regulatory subunit 8 homolog A. The record is from RefSeq and is a predicted model, not a curated record. The transcript has 6 exons. The coding region runs from base 90 to 893 and encodes 267 amino acids. Gene Ontology annotation, biological process: proteasome-mediated ubiquitin-dependent protein catabolic process. Lineage: Eukaryota; Viridiplantae; Streptophyta; Magnoliopsida; Asterales; Asteraceae. Gene Ontology annotation, cellular component: cytosol; nucleus; proteasome regulatory particle.
AGUUUCUUGCAACAAAAGAAACCACACAAAGAACAAACAUACUUGCAAACACCAAAUCGAUCAAUCAAUCAAUCAGUUCUGAACAAAUUAUGGAUCCGAAGCUAACCGAGGUCUCACAGCUCUUCGAUCGAUUCAAAGCUGUAUUUGUACGUAAUGAUUUCGAUACUUGUUUCAGACUUUUAUCUCAACUCAAGAUUUUGUUGAUAGAGUUUAAGAGUCUUCCUCCAUUGUUUGCUGAAACUCCUAAUGCAAUUCAAGAGUUAACUCUAGCAAGGGAUGUCUAUGAGCACGCGGUUGUGCUCAGUGUUAAAACGGAAGAUCAAGAUGCGUUCGAGAGAGAUUUCUUUCAGCUCAAGCCUUACUAUUCAGAUGUCGGUGGUCGUCUCCCACAAUCCCCGCAGGAGUACCCGAUUUUGGGUCUUAACCUUUUGCGACUACUAGUACAGAACCGAAUCGCUGAGUUUCACACCGAAUUAGAGUUGCUUCCCGUCACUGCUCUUGAAAACCCUUGUAUCAAACAUGCAGUGGAGCUUGAGCAAUCGUUUAUGGAAGGUGCUUACAACCGCGUAUUGACUGCUAGACAGACCGUACCCCAUGAAACCUACGUUUAUUUCAUGGACUUGUUGGCAAGGACAGUCAGGGAUGAGAUUGCAGGGUGUAGUGAGAAGGCGUAUGAUUCUCUUACGGUCAAAGAUGCGCGUCAAAUGCUAUUGCUUUCUUCGGACCAAGAACUUUUUGAAUACAUUAAAGAGGAGCAUCCUGAUUGGGAGGUGAAGAAUGGAUUGGUGGUAUUUCAGAAGGCAAAAGAAGCUGGACCAUGCAAAGAGAUUCCGUCUCUGCAGCUCAUAAACCAGACUCUGAGCUACGCGAGGGAGUUGGAGCGCAUUGUUUGAUCCGUCCCCUUGAAUCAUCGAAUGUUUCUUGAUUUUGAAAAACUUGUUAUUUGGAUUCUGAAACUAAUUCCUUGACUCCUUGUUCCAUGGACUGUUUUGUAGUUUACACUUGAUCCCAUUUGUAUUUGGUCAAUUAAAACUAGAAUUCGGUUUUGAUCCGGAAUUUGAAGUUUCAACUUUCAGCCA